This is a messenger RNA of Colletotrichum truncatum, 1251 nucleotides long. RefSeq names its product 60s ribosomal protein l36. The record is from RefSeq and is a predicted model, not a curated record. NCBI's taxonomy places the organism in Eukaryota, Fungi, Ascomycota, Sordariomycetes, Glomerellales, Glomerellaceae.
AUGGCGGCCGUCGACUUCACCAAGCUUACUCCGGAGGAGCUGGAUGCUGUGCUGGAGAUGCCAGCCAUGGCUCCUCCGGCCAACGAAGUCAGCAACUUCACCAACCCGCCCAAUCUAAACCCUAUGGCUGUCGCCAUCAUGUCCAUAUGUGUGGUCGUGGUGGUUGUCUGCCUGCUCGCCCGCGGAUAUGCCAGGCUUAUUCUGCAAAAAAAGGUUCAAGUUCAAGAAUACUUAAUCUUGACUGCGUUUGCGUGUUUCCUCGGCUGGGUGUAUUGUACGAUGAAAUUAGUCGAAAGUCCAGGAUAUUACGUCCACACGUGGAAUGUCAAACUUCGGCAAACGGUCGAUAUGGGCUUACUCGUCCAUGUCGCCGGCGUCUUCUACUCGGUCUGCCUUCCGCUUCUAAAGUCAUCCAUUCUGGUGGAAUGGAUAGGGGUAUUCGUCCCUGGAACGAGGAACUGGUUCUUUUGGGUGUCCUGGACCCUGGUUGGUCUUCAGGUUGCGUUCGCCAUUGCCGCCGUCGUCGCUCUUAACUUGGCGUGUAUUCCGACUCAGAAGAAGUGGGAGUUCUGGCUUCCUGGGAAAUGCAUCAACGCCCACGACAUCGAGACAGUUUCUGCCAGCUUCCAGCUGGCUUCGGAUUGCGCUAUUCUCAUCCUUCCCCAAAAGGCCAUCUGGAGCCUCAACAUGGGCUGGAAGAAGAAGCUGGGUGUUUCUGUCAUCUUCUCCCUUGGUUUGUUCGCUUGCAUUUCUGCCGCUUUCCGUCUAGUUGUCACCAUCCAAUACGCCGCAGCCCAAGAUGCCAUAUACUACAUCGGUCCCGUUUGCUUCUGGGCUUAUGCAGAGAUGACUUGCGGUUUCAUCGUCGUCUGCGUCCCUUGCAUCCCCAAGAUUCUGCUGGAAAGCGGUGUCUGGCGCCAGAUACAAAAGACCUUCGGCUUGAGUGUGACCGGCAAAUCUGGGGCGACAGGCGGUACCGGUGGCACCAGUGGCAGCUCCAGGAACAGAGCGGGCUCAAGCGCCAAGAGGUCCAAGAACAUUCGCUCCGUAAACAACUCGUACUUGGAAAUCGACGACACGGAGUUGAAGACCUUCCAGUCCGAGUCAACGGAGCACCUUCGAGACCCCAUCGACCCACAUGCCAAGCUCGAUAAGGGGAUUGUUCGCACCAUGCAGGUCACCCAGGACUCGACCAACUCCAACAGCCAGGAGACCGUGUACGACCACCGGACGCAGAAGUCGUGGAGGUAA